This is a messenger RNA of Pipistrellus nathusii (Nathusius's pipistrelle), 1158 nucleotides long. The record is from the annotation of a GenBank genome assembly. Lineage: Eukaryota; Metazoa; Chordata; Mammalia; Chiroptera; Vespertilionidae.
AUGGCCCGGGAGAACUGCGAGGGCAGCUCCUCCUGGAAGAAGCAGGCGGAGGACAUCAAGAAGAUUUUCGAGUUCAAGGAGACCCUCGGAACCGGAGCAUUUUCUGAAGUGGUUUUAGCCGAAGAGAAAGCAACUGGAAAGCUCUUUGCGGUGAAGUGCAUUCCAAAGAAGGCGCUGAAGGGCAAAGAAAGCAGCAUAGAGAAUGAGAUAGCCGUUCUCAGAAAGAUUAAGCAUGAAAAUAUUGUUGCCCUGGAAGACAUUUAUGAAAGCCCAAAUCACUUGUACUUGGUCAUGCAACUUGUGUCCGGUGGAGAGUUGUUUGAUCGAAUAGUGGAGAAGGGAUUUUACACAGAGAAAGAUGCUAGCACUCUGAUCCGCCAGGUCCUGGAUGCUGUCUACUAUCUCCAUAGAAUGGGCAUCGUCCACAGGGACCUCAAGCCUGAAAACCUCUUGUACUACAGUCAAGAUGAGGAGUCCAAAAUAAUGAUCAGUGACUUUGGAUUGUCAAAGAUGGAGGGCAAAGGAGACGUGAUGUCCACGGCCUGCGGGACCCCCGGUUACGUUGCUCCUGAGGUCCUCGCCCAGAAACCUUACAGCAAAGCUGUUGACUGCUGGUCCAUCGGGGUGAUUGCCUAUAUCUUGCUCUGUGGCUACCCUCCCUUUUAUGAUGAAAAUGACUCCAAGCUCUUUGAACAGAUCCUCAAGGCAGAGUAUGAGUUCGACUCCCCCUACUGGGAUGACAUCUCUGACUCUGCAAAAGAUUUCAUUCGGAACCUGAUGGAGAAAGAUCCAAACAAAAGAUACACAUGUGAGCAGGCAGCGCGGCACCCAUGGAUCGCAGGUGACACGGCCCUCAACAAGAACAUCCAUGAGUCUGUCAGUGCCCAGAUCCGGAAGAACUUCGCCAAGAGCAAAUGGAGACAAGCAUUUAAUGCCACUGCCGUCGUGAGGCAUAUGAGAAGACUCCAUCUUGGAAGCAGCCUGGACAGCUCAAAUGCGGGCGUGUCGAGCAGCCUCGGUUUGGCCGGCCAGAAUGAUUGUCUGGCACCCUCCACGCUCUGUAGUUUCAUUUCCUCUUCAUCAGGGGUUCCCGGAGUGGGAGCGGAGCGGAGACCGAGGCCCACCACUGUGACGACGGUGCACUCUGGAAGCAAGUGA